AUGGCCAUGAUUCAGUCUUCUUCCAUAUCCGUGCUCAGAUCGUCACGUCAUCACAUCACCGCCAAAUGCUCAUACGUUUCGCAUCUCCUUUCCAGACGAUCGUACUUUUCCGUCCACCACCCAUACCCACCACCAUUCCCCCCAGCUCAUGAAAAGAUUCUUUCGUGUGCCCUUGAUCGAGUCCCGCAAUAUGGGUUCACAGAAGAGGCUCUGAAACUCGGAUCCAGAGACGCCGGCUACCUCGACGUUUCAGUCCAAUUGUUUCCCCGAGGAGUCUUCGACCUCAUCAACUAUCACCUCGUCUCCCAGAGACUGGCUUUAAAAGAUGGAGUUCAGUUCCCAGAAAACACACACCAAGGCUUGACUUCCAAAGUCAGGACUCUGGUCAUGUCUCGCUUGCGAGCCAACCGUGACAUCAUUCAUCAAUGGCAAGGAGCUCUCGGUCAUAUGUCGCUUCUCGAGAACAUCCCUGCCUCUCUACGAGAGCUCAAUGCUCUAUCUGACGAAAUUUGGUAUCUCGCAGGAGACACCACCGUCGACUUCUCAUGGUACACCAAAAGAGCCUCCCUUGCUGCCGUCUAUGCCAGUUCCGAAGUGUUCAUGACAACCGACACCUCCGCAGACUAUGCUGCAACAGAAGAGUUCCUGAGCCGUCGUUUGCAAGAUGCUCGUGCCGUUGGAUCCACCGUUGGGGGUCUAGGCCAGUACAUCGGCUUCUGGGCAGGUAGUAGUGUUGGUCUAGCUCGCUCUUGGGGAUUGAAAGUGUGA
This is a messenger RNA of Exophiala mesophila, 768 nucleotides long. RefSeq names its product rpsU-divergently transcribed protein. Lineage: Eukaryota; Fungi; Ascomycota; Eurotiomycetes; Chaetothyriales; Herpotrichiellaceae. The coding region runs from base 1 to 768 and encodes 255 amino acids. Gene Ontology annotation, molecular function: lipid binding. Gene Ontology annotation, biological process: ubiquinone biosynthetic process. Gene Ontology annotation, cellular component: mitochondrial inner membrane. The record is from RefSeq and is a predicted model, not a curated record. The transcript has 2 exons.